AGUUUGUCCCUCUGCGGCAUCUGUACUCUGUGCGUGCCGUCGCUUUGAAUGUUCGGCGCGUUUUAACGGUCGACGUUCUAUUCUGACAGCGACAGAAACGGAAGAAUGGCCUCCUCCGAUGAUAGCUCAUUCAAGACCCCCAAAUCCGUACGAGCGAAGGGCGUUAAAAGUAAUGCAGGGACCCCCAUCACCAUCCCAGCUUCACCUUUCAUGAAGAAGCUGGGCUGCGGGACAGGAGUCAAUGUUUACCUCAUGAACAGAGUGGAAAAGAUGAAUGCAUCUCCCUGGGCUGUGAAGAAGAUCAACAGUAAAUGUGCCUCCAGGCAGGUGGCUGUUUACCAGAAGCGGCUGAACGAGGAGGCAAAGGUCCUGAAGGGAAUAAAUCAUCCAAACAUUGUUGGUUUUCGUGCCUUCGCCACGGCCAAAGACGGCUCCAAGUGUUUGGCCAUGGAGUAUGGAGGAGAGCAGUCCCUCAAUGACCUCAUAGAGAAGAGGAGAGAGGACGGCCUGAAAGCUUUUCCUGCAGCCAACAUAGAGAAAGUGGCUCUACAUGUGGCUCGUGGCCUGCAGUAUCUUCACAAUGAGAAGAAGCUGCUGCACGGCGACAUGAAGUCCUGUAACGUGGUCAUUAAAGGCGACUUUGAGACUGUCAAGAUCUGUGAUGUUGGUGUGUCUCUGAAGCUGGAUGAGAACAUGAGAGUGGCGGAUCCAAAGGCAGAGUACAUCGGCACAGAGCCGUGGAAGCCGAAGGAGGCUCUGCAGGAAGGAGGAGAGAUCACUGACAAGGCGGACAUCUUCGCCUACGGUCUGACACUGUGGGAGAUGAUGACACUGGCUAUGCCUCAUCUGGAGAUGCUGGAGGAUGAUGAUGAUGAGGAGGAGGAUGAAGACGACUCGAUGGAGUUGAGUUUCGAUGAGGACGCCUACUACGAGAGGUUGGGGACGAGGCCGCUGCUGGAUGCUGAAGCUCUGGGCAGCUCCUACCAGAAGAUUGUGGAGCUUUUCUGUCUCUGCACAGAAGAAGACCCCAAGAAGAGACCCUCAGCUGCCCAGAUUGUCCAGGCUUUGGAGAGCAACCCCCCGGUGGAGAAUACACCCAAUGAGGUGAUAGCUGUUGACUGAUUUACAUAACUGAUUCUGCAUUUUUAUGUUUGAGUUCCAGGUUAGGAAGAUUCAGUCCAGUUCAGUCUUUUGAGGAUUUACAUUACAGAUGGCAGAUUGUAUUGGCACAGCUAAUUCCACUGCCCAUUGUUUCCUAAUUUUUACGUAUUUUGGGAAGUUUUUUGUACCAAUAUAUAAACAACUACAACCUCCAGGACAUGAAAAUAUUGUGAGGAUGUUAUCUUUUCUUUCCUGUUCUGUUGACUUUUAUACUGUCUUUUUCUUAUUUAUUUUGUUUUACUUUCAUUAUUUGUAACUUUCUCCUGGAGUUAUUCUUGAAUAUCUGUGGCUUGUUCAAUUUUGUAAACUUUAGUCAAAAUCUCCUUUUGUAUUUCAUUUCUAUCACUAAAUUAUACUUAAAACCACAA
This is a messenger RNA of Lates calcarifer (barramundi perch), 1529 nucleotides long. RefSeq names its product PDZ binding kinase (gene pbk). Gene Ontology annotation, biological process: protein phosphorylation. Lineage: Eukaryota; Metazoa; Chordata; Actinopteri; Centropomidae. The record is from RefSeq and is a predicted model, not a curated record. Gene Ontology annotation, molecular function: ATP binding; protein serine/threonine kinase activity.